CCCCCCAGCCUCCAGGGAGAGCUGGCCGUGUCACCCCGCGGGGCUGCUGCCACCGGCCCCGGGGCAGGACAGCGGCCGGCGGCGGACCAAGCCCGCCCGUGCCUGCGGGGCUGUCCCCGGUGGCCGGGGGCAGCGGGGCAGGACGGCGGGGACGCGCCGAGCGCAGCUCCCGGCGGUAAGCGCUCGCCUCCUCCGUGAGCGCCUAAAAUGUUCCUGGCAUGCGAGGCCAGGGGAGAUGCAGUGAGAAGCGGGGCACUUUUCCAACAGCUCCUCCGCCGAGAGAGCCAGUGGCACGGCGCGGCUCCGCAGCCCGCCGCUCUCCUCGGCUUCCUCGAGCAGCCCGACAGCCAUGCAGCGAGGCAGGGUGCUGGCGGCGCUGCUGUGCGCCGCGCUGCUCCCGCUCCGCUCGGAGGCCGUCAAGGCGCCCAAGCGGCCGGCGCGGACCCGGACCUGCGGCGAGCGGCCCGAGGAGCUGCUGGAGCAGCUGUACGGGCGGCUGGCGGCGGGCAUGCUCAGCGCUUUCCACCACACCCUGCAGCCGGAGCCGCCGGGCCGCCAGCACAACGCCAGCUGCCCGGCCGGGGGCCGGCCGGCCGCCGACAAGAGGUUCCGGCUCCCCGUCAACCUGCGCAGCGCUUCGCCGUGGGCCUACAGAAUUUCCUAUGAUCCCACACGAUAUCCUAAAUACAUUCCUGAAGCGUACUGUCUGUGCAAAGGCUGCCUCAUGGGGAUCUUUGGUGAGGAGAAUUUUCACUUCCGCAGCACCCCCGUGUACAUGCCAACAGUCAUCCUCCGUCGCACAUCGUCGUGUGCUGGGGGCCGUUACGUCUACACAGAAGAUUACGUCACUAUCCCAGUAGGCUGCACUUGUGUACCUGAGCAAGAAAAAGAGGCCGAAAGUGUAAAUUCCAGCAUAGAUAAGCAGGAAGUGAAGUUGCUGGUAAGCCAGAACAAGCCGUCAUCAGAAUGAAGAAUAUAUAAAGAGUCGUGUUACAUUAUUGGCUUCACAUCAUCAUUUCACCAUUUCAGGAAACUGCAUCACAGGAGCAAACAUAUUGACAUACCCUCUUUUUCUACUUACAGUUAUUUCAGUUGUAAGAUGGAAAGUUAUGUCCAGUCACUUGGUGUUCAUCACUUAGAGAUGACAAUUCAUAUUAAGAACUUCUUUAGUUCAUGUAAGUAUUUGUUGCAAAUUCUAAAGUGGCUUUUUUUAAUCUUAGAGCAGAACAUUUAUCCUUGCUUAUUCAUGGUAAAUUUUAGAAUAUGAUGCAACUGUAAGAAAGACAUGCUAGCUAUUACUAUAGCAGACUACUGGUUGUAGAUAAUUCUAAGGAAUCUUUUAUACUCUACUUUAAAAUACUCAUAUAAAAAUCGCCUAGUUGCCAUAUAUGUGCCAGAUCAGCAGUUAAAAGGACAAUUUCUCAGGCUGGAAGAGCCUUCCUUUAUACUGCAUAGCUCAACUCCAAGCAGUGUUCUUGGCUGUUACAUCUUUGGCUAGUUAUACACUACAGCAAGGAAACCUGUGCUGAGUUUGAGCCAUUCAUGAAACACUAUUCUAUGAGUUUGCUGUUUUUAAACUUGCUAAAUUGCUAAGGGUGCAAAAGUGUUGAGAAAAAACAUGCUAGAAUAUUUUAAAACUGCAGUGGACUUUUCUGAUGUGGACUAAGUCUAAUUACACAGAAAAUAUCUGUUAGAAAAAACACAGUUUGGGUCCCAAGAACUCUGUAUUAGAUUUCAUUAAUCAUUAACCACUUAACUGUUUCUUGUAACAAAACUGUAUUCUGUACAGUUGAAAGGCCAAAACCUUUUUCAUGUUAAGAGAAGAGAUUCCCCAUUAAAAAAAAGAGUGGAGGAUAGGUUUCAUCUCAGGUACACUGCAGAUGAGUGAACAGGCUAGAUCCUAGCUUCUAAAUGCCACAGAGGUCAUUGAGGUGAGUCCCAGCCCAUUCAAACUUGUUAAAGCCAACCGAUUUAUACAAUUAGUGUUACUCAUUUUUCCCUAUGCUACACGUAACAGACAAUCACCUGCAACAGAUGCUAGUCUGCAGAAGGACAGUCUUCCAACUUUGCAGUUUACAGGAACUUGUUGGCAGGCCCUAAACAGAAACCCUUGAUACAUAAAAACUUGCACUUCCAGAACAAGAGACUGAAGUAAGAGACUAGAUAAGAGUCUAGUCAAUGAGAAUCAGGAAUAACCAGACAUACCUGGCAUGACCGUAACGCCACAAUCACCAAAGCUGAUAGAUCUCUGAAUGCACAGCAGAGAAUAUCUUUUACAGUUGAAGGAUCAUGACUGCAAUAGCAUUACAAAAAAAGAAUAAACACCAUAUGCAGCCAUGUAUUUGCUACAUGAAGAACCUCAAAAUUGAGCUUAAUUCAUAGCAGAGAAAGUCCCUAUGGUACAUGAGCACAGGCUUCUCUGGAGUGUUGUUGAAUGAAGAAUGGAAACAGAAUUAACAAGGUAAAUAGAGAAUGAAAAAUCAUGACAGCUCCUUGUCUUGGUGCAUAAUUAUUGACUGUGCUCUUUAUGGCUCAGUCUAGUAUAACAGUAUUUUUAUAGUGCAAUCUAUAUAGCUUCUUACAAAGCCUAAAACAACUUUAAGAACUUCAGAAACCAAUAAAAGAUUACCAUCACAAUGACAGAUUGAAUUUUAUAACCACAUUUCUUGUGCAGAUGCUUUUCCACAAUUCUGUGUGUUUUCUGCUCUGUGUUUCCUCAAAUUGUGAUGCUUCUGUCUCAAGGGGAUUCUCAAAGGAGGGUUCAAAGGUCAUAAAGUGUUUAUACUACUCAGAGAACAGCUAAUUGCCUAGCUGCUGCCAGCAAUUAAAGGUAGUUACCUGUUCCCUGGAGAAUGUAAAUACUUGUAGCAAUUACAGCCACUUUUCCUUCCCCCUAAUGUGGAAGAACUUCUCACCCUCUGAGAAGAGGGAAAUGUAAUCAAAGACAGAGGGACUUGAAAAGGAAGCAGACCCAGAAAACUGGAGAAACACUGCAUUAGAUGAUGCUUCAGCAGUCUAAGAUCUUACGGUUUCACUAUUAAAUUGUGGGGUUUUUUCCUCCACACACACUUCAGACAGGGUCAAGUUGUACCUUCAGCUUCCACAGCAUAGAAAGCAAAGUCUUCACAGUAAAAGGUAAUAAAAAAAAACCCACCACCACAAAAAAAAAAAAAAAAAAAAAAGUCCCAAAGCCACAGCCCUUAACAUUUAGGAAAUGACUCGAAGGGCUACCAGCUAAAGCGCUGGCUAAACACUGCCCUCCAGCAAAACUCACCUGUCUACCCACGCACCUUUGUUAUAUAACUUUGUCUGCAACAAAUUAGCUACAAGAGCACUGGAUUUAUUUCCAUGAUGUGGAGAAAAAAAAAAAAAAUCUCAUUUUCUGUUGCAACUCUCUUGUCCUGCAGGCAUAAAUUACGGAGGCAGUUUGAGGUUUUUCAAGUAACUAGAGCAUGUUCUGGGAAUUCCUGGGAGUCACAGGCUAAGAUCAGGUAACUGGAACACAAUCAGUUUCCCCAGUCCAGAAAAACAGAUGCUUUAGCUUACAUACUGCUUCAGGAAUUGGAUGACUGAAAGGAAAGUGUUAGAGAACUGCUAAACCUCAAUGGAUCAAUAGAUUAUGUAUGUUGGCGACCUCCUUCUCGUCAUACUGUAACAAGUGCAGAAAGCUUCCUAUGGUUACAGGCAACUUCAUGUUAUCUUACUUAGAAGCCCAUUUUCCUGUUUUAAUCCUCACCCUCUUCUGUGACAGACUUUUUAGCUGAGCCAAUUUGCUUCCCAAUCCAGCUUUCCAGUUAGGUGGCUCUUAAAAGCUAUGUUUAUGUUUUAGUGUGAGCAACUGUUUGAUAAUAAUUUGUUAGCGUACAACUGUUUGUUAAUACUUAACAUCAAGAACUGUUAGAUACACAAAUAUUUGUUAACCUUCAAAAUAUCCUUCUAUAUAUAAACCCUCUCCACGUUACUUGUGGAAAAGGCUGAGUAUUAAAUGUAGUUUGCAUUUGUUUGGAAUUUUAUUUUUUUUGUAAAGAGAUCAUCACAUCAUGGAUUUCUAUCAGUUUCACUUCAGCUGUGGUGUGACAUUUUCCAGCUUCUAGCCCUCUGGUUACAGCUGCUGCAGCCUUGCCUUUAAUUUGCAUGGGGGGAGGGAGGGUUCAUUGGAGUUGCUUCAAGGCUCACAAACUGUUGACACAAGGCAGACAUGAAAUGCCUCAUUGAACCAACUCCAGACCCAAUAAAUUCAAACAAUUCAAAGCUGAAACUAUCUGGCAGCUGCAGCUGAUUUAAUUUUUGUUGUGCCAGGAAAGUCUUUUCCUUCAAUGAGGUUGUCCCUGGAAUACAUUAGCAGCCACAAAACGCUGAACAAUAUCCUUGGUAAAGAGAUUAUUUUCUUCUCUGUAGUAUCAUUUAAGAUAGGUUGGAAAAUUCAUAUCAUUCAGGAAGGCUGCAAAAAGCCUGAGAUGCUGGUUUUGGUUUACUAGCUGGUCAUUACAUGAAGGUGUUUGUCUGAAUAGGUGGAGGUCUACAGCUGCACGUAAACAUGAAAUUGCAUGGGGGAACAUGAAAGAGGCAAAGCGAAAAGGGAAAAAGGCUAAGGUGUGCUCAGAAAGUAUAAACACCCAUUUAUCUCACUGGGAUUAGGGAACAGCCAUAACUACCUGGUUAAGGCACAUGAGGGAGAUCUAGUCAGUCCUACAUGUUUUGCUGAGGAGUGGCAUGAGCUAUCACUUGUUUUUUGCUUUACUCCUAUCUAAGGAGGCUGCAGAGCACAAGUAGACCCAGAGUGGCAGCACAGCCCUGAUGCCGGCUGAUGAGGGGUUUCUGCAGCCCAAACCCAGCAGCCCCGUUUCCUACCUCACCGCACAGCACUGGGGCUGUGCUGUGCAGGUGACCAAGGGAGAGUGACAAAACCAACCAUCAGAGAUAUUUCCCACUUGCUCUGGUACAGGGAGGCAUGGGUGGAAGGGUGAAGGCAAUUGUGUGGUACAGAGGCAGGCUAACUGCAACAUCGAGCUGAGACAAACACCAUUUUUUAAAGGGAAGUACAGAUGAGAUCUUAAGGAAGCAACAUUUCUAGAAAUGUUUCAUUUUUCAUCUGGGGUGAGGUGCAGGCAGCCGCAGUAUGUUCUCCUCCAUCUACAGCCAUCACUCUGUGCACAAGACCCCAGGUUUCCUCUGCCAAGUGUCACAUUCAUACUG
This is a messenger RNA of Phalacrocorax carbo (great cormorant), 5196 nucleotides long. The record is from RefSeq and is a predicted model, not a curated record. NCBI's taxonomy places the organism in Eukaryota, Metazoa, Chordata, Aves, Suliformes, Phalacrocoracidae.